AGAAGAGGAGCUGAUGGAAAAGUUGAAGAAGGAAAUGAAGGAGGAUGAGCUGGAGAAAGACCCAGAAAAAUCCAAGAUGCCUGUCAGGAGAAGGAACAGCAUUGUAGCAGUCCGCCCUACCAUGUCUGGAGGUGAAGGAGAAGCUCCCCUUGCAGAUAACCAAGCACCUCCCCCUGAGCUGAGGAUGGUGCUGCUUGGGAAGACUGGGUCUGGGAAGAGUGCAGCAGGAAACACCAUCCUGGGCAGAGAGGAGUUUAGAUCUGAAGCCAGCUCCUCUGCAGUAACGAGGGAGUGUGAGAAGAGAAAAGGACAAGUGGCUGGGAGGCGUGUUGCUGUGAUCGACACUCCAGAGCUCUCUCAGGACAAACUCCAGAUUAGGAGCUGUGUUUCUCUGUCUGCCCCGGGACCCCACGUUUUCCUCCUGGUGAUACCGGUGGGCCGAUUCACAGAGGAAGAGAGGAGAGCAGUGGAGACAGUCCAGGAGAUAUUCAGUGAGGAGGCUGUGAGGAGGUACAUGAUGCUCCUUUUCACACACAGUGACAAACUUAAAGGCAAGACCAUUGAGGAUUAUAUUCAGACAGGGAGCAAGGAGCUCCAGCAGCUUGUUGAGAAAUGUGGGAACAGGUAUCAUGUUCUCAACAAUGAGGACAGGAGAGAUCGCACUCAGGUCACACAGCUCCUGGACAAGAUAGACAACGUGGUGAAGGGAAACAACAACAGCUACUACACCAGUGAGAUGUACCAGCAAGCAGAGGCAAAGAUCAGACAAAGACAAGAGGAGAUACUGAAGGAGGAGGAAGAGACAAUAUUGAGGGAGGAAGAGGAAUUGAGGGCAAAGAACCUGAAAGAACUGGAGAACAUGAAAAGGAAGAUGAGCUUGGAAAUGCAGAAACAAGAUGAGAAGAUCAAAGAGCUGGAGGAGAGGAUCGGGGAGCUGGAGGAAGAGCUGAGGAAAAAACAGGGAGAGAAUCACAGGAUCAAACUGGAGGAAGAGCUGAGGAGAAAGAGAGAGGAGAGAGAAAGGGCAGAGCGAGAGAAGGAGGAUUGCAUGGAGAAGGGGGUGAGAGAGAGGGAAGAGUACGAGGAGAAACAGAGGAGAGAGAUAGAGGCAGUCAGGCAACGCUAUGAGGAAAUCAUUAGACCAGAAGCAGAGAGAGCCAAUGAGUUUAUAAGCACAUAUGAAAAACCAGCUGAAGCGAGAGGAGAAAGGGAAGCACUAGGGGCAGUGAAGAGUGCAGUAGCAAGAGUAAUGAGAGAAGGGGCUGAGGUAGGGGCAGUAUUAUAUACAUUAACCAGAGCAAUAAGAGAAGAGACAGGACUAGGGGCAGUAAUGCAUGCUGUAAGAGAAGCAAUAAGAGGAGGACCAGCUCAAAGGGCAGUUUUCAGAGCAGUAGCAGGAGCACUGAGAGAAGGAGCUGCAAUCGGGGCAGUAUUGCGCACAGUAGCAGAAGCAAUAGAGGCAGCACCACAGGAAACCAGUCAAGAACAGUAAGACGGGGUGGUAUUAUUGGACAGGGGGUGGUGUUAUUGGAAAUGGGGGUGGUGUUAUUGAAGAAUAUCCGAGCAUGAUCUAACGUCCAUAUUGAGAAACAACACUUGAGGGUUAGUGCUCACUUCAGUGAAUAUGGCCAGU
Molecule: messenger RNA, 1633 nt
Organism: Acipenser ruthenus (sterlet)
Lineage: Eukaryota; Metazoa; Chordata; Actinopteri; Acipenseriformes; Acipenseridae
Product: GTPase IMAP family member 9-like
Exons: 2
Coding region: 14-1492 (492 amino acids)
Molecular function (GO): GTP binding
Source: RefSeq, a predicted model, not a curated record